AUGGAGGACGUGAUGGGCUCCGCGGUGGGCCCCCACUUCAGCGGGCUCCGCCUCGACUCGCGCCGCCUCUCCUCCUCCUCCUCGCUCUCGCCCUCCUCCUCCCCCUCCCGCUCCGCCAACGGCGACGCCGCGCCGGGGUUCGCGUCCCCGAAGGCGGACGGGACCAGGAGGCCCUUCGUCAUAGGCGUUUGCGGAGGGACCGCGUCGGGGAAGACGACAGUGUGCGACAUGAUAAUUCAGCAGCUCCACGACCACCGCGUCAUGCUCGUCAACCAGGAUUCAUUCUACCGUGGUUUAACUGAGGAACAGUCUGAGCAGGUGCAAGAUUACAAUUUUGAUCACCCUGAUGCAUUCGAUACAGAUCAACUUUUGGUGUGCAUGGGAAAGCUGAAAAGUGGACAGUCCGUGAAUAUUCCUAUAUAUGAUUUUAAGAAUCACAGGCGAUGCUCUGAAAAAUUUAGGAAGGUCAAUGAAUCAGAUGUCAUCAUUUUGGAGGGGAUCUUGGUUUUUCAUGAUCAGAGGGUUCGUGAUUUGAUGGACAUGAAAAUUUUUGUUGACACAGAUGCUGAUAUUAGACUUGCUAGACGUAUAAGGCGUGAUACUGUUGAAAGAGGUAGAGAUGUUACCUCAGUGCUUGAGCAGUAUGUGAGAUUUGUCAAGCCUGCAUUUGAUGCUUUUGUCCUACCUUCAAAGAAAUAUGCUGAUGUGAUCAUACCAAAAGGGGGAGAUAACCAUGUUGCAAUUGAUCUAAUUGUGCAACAUAUCCACACAAAACUUGGUCAGCAUAACCUGUGCAAAGUCUACCCAAAUGUCUUUGUAGUACACACAACUUUCCAGAUACGAGGAAUGCAUACUCUCAUUCGUGACAAGAACAUUACUACACCUGACUUUGUUUUCUACUCAGAUAGGCUGAUUCGUCUGGUGGUUGAGCAUGGUCUUGGGCAUUUGCCAUUUACAGAGAAGCAGGUGGUUACACCAACAGGAUCUGUUUACAUGGGAGUUGACUUCGGCAAGAAGCUCUGUGGAGUGUCUAUUAUUCGAAGUGGCGAAAGCAUGGAAAAUGCACUGCGUGCUUGUUGUAAGGGGAUAAAAAUAGGCAAAAUUCUAUUUCAUCGCAUUGGAGACAAUGGACAACAACUCAUAUACCAUAAGCUGCCCGUGGAUAUUGCUGAACGUCAUGUUUUGCUUUUGGACCCUGUGCUUGGUACAGGCAAUUCAGCUAAUCAAGCCAUUGAGCUUCUUAUGAGGAAAGGAGUUCCUGAGGAGCGGAUCAUUUUUCUGACUCUCAUCUCGGCCCCUGAAGGCAUCCAUUGUGUGUGCAAGCGCUUCCCUCAUUUGAAGAUUGUAACCUCAGAGAUUGAUAGCGGAUUGAAUGAUGAAUAUCAUGUCAUCCCAGGACUUGGAGAGUAUGGUGAUCGAUACUUCGGCACAGACUAA
Miscanthus lutarioriparius is the source of this 1437-nucleotide messenger RNA. Lineage: Eukaryota; Viridiplantae; Streptophyta; Magnoliopsida; Poales; Poaceae. The record is from the annotation of a GenBank genome assembly.